This is a messenger RNA of Eremomyces bilateralis CBS 781.70, 2547 nucleotides long. RefSeq names its product phosphatases II. Bases 1 to 2547 code for a protein of 848 amino acids. NCBI's taxonomy places the organism in Eukaryota, Fungi, Ascomycota, Dothideomycetes, Eremomycetales, Eremomycetaceae. The transcript has 3 exons. Gene Ontology annotation, molecular function: phosphatase activity. The record is from RefSeq and is a predicted model, not a curated record. Gene Ontology annotation, biological process: dephosphorylation.
AUGGACAAGAUCCGGAUAUCGAAGGUGGAAGAUGUGACAUUAUGGCGACAAGGACAAAAGGCCAUAGGGAUCCUCCAUCUGACUCCCCACCACCUCAUCUUCACAUACAUCCCUCCACCAUCGAAGCUCCCCAGCGACCAGCAACCACCACCCGACAAGCCUCCCAGGCAACGAGAAAUAUGGAUCACCUAUCCUAUGAUUUCAUUCUGCACAUACCGACCUGCCUACGUCGCCACCCUCUCGCGACAACAUUCGUCCAUCCGUCUGCGAUGUCGAGACUUCAUGUUCGUGGCUUUCCAGUUUGUGGUGGAAGAGCAGGCAAGACAGGUCUACGACACCAUCCGCUCCCUGACCUGCAAACUGGGACGGAUCGACAAGCUCUAUGCUUUCAGCUAUGAGCCCCAGAGUCCGGAGAAAGAGCUCAACGGCUGGGAUCUGUACGACGCUGCGAAAGAGUGGCGGAGGUUAGGGGUCGGGGAGAAAGACUCGGACAAGGGAUGGAGGAUAUCUACCAUCAAUCAGGACUAUAAGUACUCUCCAACAUACCCCGCGCUUCUUCCUGUCCCAUCCUGCAUAUCCGACAAUACGCUGAAUUACGCUGGCCGCUACCGCUCCAAGGUCCGAAUCCCGGUCCUAUCCUACCUUCACCCCAUCAACCACUGCACCAUCACACGAAGCUCGCAGCCUCUCGUGGGCGUGCGGAACCACCGUAGCGUACAAGAUGAGCGGCUGUUAGCUGCCAUCUUCGCAACCUCGGAAAGGGGAGGGGAGUCCAUGGAGUCCUCGGCCUCAUCCGCGUCUAAUGUGACCGUUGAAGGAGCAUCAGGACCGAGUCAGGGUGGAUCGAGUCAGGGAGAACCGCCACUCCCGGCGACGGAAGAUGGUUCAUAUGCGGACGCUGAAGCAAUCGAAAACCAAGUACUUGCUCGCAUGAAUGGUCAAAGAGAAGAAGGAAUGGUCAAGGUAUACGGUGCGCAACAAAGUAACCUCAUCGUAGAUGCCAGACCGGGCAUCAAUGCUUUGGUCAACCAUGCUCAAGGGAUGGGUUCCGAAAACAUGGAUAACUACAAGUUCGCAACCAAGGCCUAUCUGGGGAUUGGUAAUAUUCAUGUUAUGAGAGAGAGUCUCCAGACCGUGAUCGAGGCCCUGAAAGAUGCGGACUAUACGACGUUACCACCGAACCGAGAACAACUCACAAAGAGUGGAUGGAUCAAGCAUAUCACCAGCAUCCUCGAUGGUGCGGCGCUGGUCGCACGUCAAGUUGGGAUCCAUCAUUCGCACGUCCUCAUACAUUGCUCGGAUGGCUGGGAUCGCACCAGUCAAUUGAGCUGCCUCGCCCAGAUGUGCCUCGAUCCCUACUACAGGACGCUGGAGGGGUUCAUGGUCCUCGUUGAGAAAGACUUCCUCUCAUUCGGACACAUGUUCCGCCAUCGAUCCGGCUUCCUCAGCAGUGAGAAAUGGUUCGAUAUUGAAAACGAGCGUAUUGGUGGUAACAGGGUGACAUCAGGUCUCGCCGAUCCUACAGCUAACAUUGGUCCCGGCAAAGCUCUCGAGAAUGCUCUCCGCAGCGCGAAAGGAUUUUUCAACCGAAGCAACGAAAGCCGCGAAAGCCUGCCGGGCUCCGAUUCCGACAUGCAAGGACGCGACUCCCCAUCCGCACCCCUCGUGGACCCGCAUCCGCCGAAUGAGAGGCACGCCACGAAAGUCAAAGAAACCUCCCCCGUCUUUCAUCAAUUCCUCGACGCCACCUACCAACUCCUCCACCAUCACCCCACCCGCUUCGAGUUCAACGAACGCUUCCUCCGCCGUCUCCUGUACCACCUCUACUCCUGCCAAUACGGCACAUUCCUCUUCGACUCCGAGAAAGAGCGCGUCGACGCCAACAUCCGCCACCGCUCCCGCUCCGUCUGGGACUACUUCCUCUCCCGCCGCCCCCAGUUCAUCAACGACAAAUACGACCCCGUCGUCGACGACAACGCUAAGGGCAAGGAACGCAUGCUCUUCCCUGAACUCGACAACACCCGCUGGUGGUUCGAGCUCUUCGGCCGCACCAACGAGGAGAUGAACGGCCCGCCCGUCACCGCGCAAGCUUCGUCGUCCUUCGCCCCGAGCGAGACGCAAGUGCAUUCGGAUGGUCCCCAGACCGUGCUUAGUGCCGUCGAGCGCUCGGAGCGGAAUACUACGAUGACCACGCUCGUCGACCCUGGCUCGCGACCCGCCUCACGACCGCGGACGCCCAUACCGAAAGGCGACCGCGCGCCACCACCCCAACCCACUACCCACCUCGAAUCAGAGAAGCCAGUCAGUCAGCGCAAAGAGACAACCCCCGUGCCGACCAUCGACCCUGUCAUCUCCGAGAAAGACCCCGAGCCUUUCACGGAAAUCGACAGCAGCGGCGACAGCGACGAAGAUCCGCUCGGGGGGUUGCCCGUGCAGAAAAACGAGGGGUCUGGGUCGUUGACGGCGGGGUUCGCGAAGCGGGGACGGUCGAAGAGUCCGCAUGCGAUUGAAGAGAUGACGGUUAUGGGGACGGAGGUGACGCGGUGA